Messenger RNA from Pogonomyrmex barbatus (red harvester ant), 1251 nucleotides. RefSeq names its product mitochondrial coenzyme A transporter SLC25A16. Gene Ontology annotation, biological process: transmembrane transport. Lineage: Eukaryota; Metazoa; Arthropoda; Insecta; Hymenoptera; Formicidae. Gene Ontology annotation, cellular component: mitochondrial inner membrane. The record is from RefSeq and is a predicted model, not a curated record.
ACCACCUGUAAAAAUGAAGGAGGGGAGUUCAAAGCAACGUGCACGUUUAUCACUCGGGGCGCCGCAGGACACGAUUUAAACUCUAUGUUCUUUACAUGUGAAUGGUCAAGGUCAGUAACUAUCCCUCCGACUCCCACUUCUGACUGAAAUUACAUGGUGUAAACGGGACGUUUCUUGCCGUGUGAACAGUCUCCCUUACAUUUUUCUCACACGACUCAAGUACCUACGAGUCGCAUCUACCGACAUUUAUUCAGCAACCAUGACUCGAUCGAAAGAGAAAAACGAGAAUUUCGAGAUCGUCAUAAAAAAUCUCAUAGCCGGCGGUAUUGCUGGCAUGUGCUCGAAAACGACUGUGGCACCUUUGGAUAGAAUAAAAAUUUUAUUGCAGGCGCAGCAUGAGCAUUACAAACAUUUAGGUGUUUUCUCAGGAUUCAGAGAAAUUAUUCGACGCGAAAAUUUUCUUGCACUGUACAAAGGCAAUCUCGUUCAAAUGAUCAGAGCCGUGCCGUAUGCAGCAAUACAAUUUACAGCAUUUGAACAGUACAAACAACAUUUAAGAGGAUCAUCCGAGCAAGAUUCGCACAUAAAUGGAUUUUUAGCUGGAGCUGCCGCGGGUGUCACAGCGGCCGCAGUCACUUACCCACUUGACACUAUCAGAGCAAGAUUAGCCUUUCAAGUUACGAGCAAUACACUUUAUUCCGGAAUCAAACACGCCACUGUGAAAAUGCUGAAAGAGGAAGGCGGUCUUCGAGCAUUGUACAGAGGUUUCUGGCCUAAUAUGUUGGGUAUGGUACCAUACGCAGGAUUUUCCUUCUAUACCUUCGAAAAGCUGAAAUAUUUAAGCAUGAAAUACGCUCCACAUCAUCUUUGUUCCGAGCACAAAACGAAUACCGGCGGUCUUACAUUGAAUAUACCAGCAAAACUUUUAUGCGGAGGAGCUGCCGGUGCUGUAGCGCAUACCUUUUCUUAUCCAUUAGAUGUUACAAAGAGACGUAUGCAAUUGGCUAUGAUGAAUCCAGCUACACAUAAAUAUGCGUCAGGAAUGUUGUCCACUCUUAGGAUAAUAUACAUCGAAAAUGGCAUUGUGAAAGGUUUAUAUCGUGGAAUGAGUAUCAAUUUCUUGCGAGCAGUUCCUUUUAUGGCAGUUGGUUUUGCAAUGUACGAAAUAAUGAAGCAAAUGCUUCAUUUAGACACUGGAAUGAGACUAUAAAUUAUAUAUAAUUGAAUUUAUUUAGAUUGGAUUAGAAAAAA